Molecule: messenger RNA, 1233 nt
Organism: Postia placenta MAD-698-R-SB12
Lineage: Eukaryota; Fungi; Basidiomycota; Agaricomycetes; Polyporales; Adustoporiaceae
Exons: 5
Coding region: 304-1233 (309 amino acids)
Biological process (GO): protein secretion; Golgi organization
Cellular component (GO): Golgi apparatus
Source: RefSeq, a predicted model, not a curated record
CAUAUCUCUGGCAGCAAUACAAUUUGUGUGCGGUGUUGUCCCGACCGCCAACGCUGCCGAGUUAGGGGUACGUCACAGAGAAACCCUCUGCGCUUGUCGGGCUUUGUAUCCUGCGUUUAUUAGCCGCUAGAAUCAUUGCAUUCUGGAAGGACCCCUCGGUGCCAGAGCUGUGAGGGUACCUCUUUCUCGUAAUACACGACAGCGAAUUCUGGGGACUGUAGUCUAACACAAGGCGUCCCAUUCUGAGGUUGCUGCACGUCUCCUCCGGGUUAUACGCUAGCUUACCUUGGCGUCGGUCACGCAAUGUGUGUCGCCUUCUGGUCCUUGGAGCACCCUCAGUACGCCCUCAUCUUAUGCAGCAAUCGAGACGAAUACCUUUCCCGGCCAACUGCCAAGGCUCAUUGGCACUCCUUCGGGGGCGUAAGGGAUGAUGCAGCCGGUGACGGAAGUAUUCUAUCUGGCCGAGACCUCCGGGCUGGUGGCACUUGGGCUGGUGUCAACCGUUCCGGAAGGGUUUCCCUUCUAACCAACAUCACGGAGCCUCCAGGAAAGUAUGACUCUUCCAGAGGCAACCUCACCUCUUCCUUUCUUUUGCCGACGCCGUCGACGUUCCAAGACGAAGUCGAGAGUAUCCGCGCUCAAAAUGGGAAAUACGCCGGAUUCAACCUUCUGCUGCUUUCUCCUCGGACAAGGCACGGAGCGUCGCUUGCGUACAAUGCAUCAUUCGUGACUAAUUCUGGCGGGGGUGGUACAAUCACUACACGUGAUCUGUCUGACGAAGAGAGGUGCUGUGGAGGAAUGUCCAACGGCAUCGAUCGCCAGGGGGCGAACGAAUGGCCGAAGGUCAAGCACGGCAUCCACGCCUUGCAGGAGGUGCUCGACUCCGUCACGGAAAAUUCUAAUGAAUCCGAGCUGUUGGAACAGCUGUUCGGUCUCUUGACCUGGAGGAGCAAGGGGCCUAUCGAUCGCUCUACAUUGCGGAACACAAUACAGGUGGAGCCCAUCGCUCUUCCGAAUUCAAACGGCUUAAACCACACUGUCCACGAGUACUACGGCACGCGGCUUUCCACGGUGAUCCUCAUCCGCAGAGAUGGGCGGGUCUUAUUCGCCGAACGGGACGUAUGGAAGCUCAGCUCGGAGGGACAUGUCGCCGAAGCUAAAUCCGAAGAUGAUCGUAUGUUCCGUUUCCAAAUAGAUUGGGGGGAUAUCGACAAGUCCAUAGAUAGUCUAUAG